GGGCCGGAUGCAUUAUUUGAUAUUCAGGCAGUUCUUGCUAUCUGUGUGAGGAUUCAUACCCCAAAGUUGAUAGUAGGCUCUUGUGAGGGUGGCUCAGCUGUUUUCAGGCUGGACUACAAAGGGCAACCAGCAUGUCUAGCUCAGUCACCUCAACUUCACAAGCAAAUGGCAAUUUGUGGUGGUUUUGGCCGUGUUUUUGAGGUAGGUUCAGUUUUCAGAGCUGAGGAUUCCUUUACCCACAGACACUUGUGCGAGUUUACAGGUCUUGAUGUUGAGAUGGAGAUCAAGGAGCACUAUUCUGAGGUUAUGGACAUCGUGGACCGCUUGUUUGUUGAAUUGUUCGACAGUUUGAAUGAAAGAUGUCAGAAAGAGCUUGAAGCCGUUAGAGAACAACAUCCAUUUGAGCCUUUAAAGGAAGUUGGCACCAAAAUUGAUCCUCUAGGGGACCUGAAUGCAUAAUCUGAGAGCAAACUGGGGCAACUUGUUUUGGAGAAGUAUGGCACUGAGUUCUUUAUACUUCACCGAUAUCCAUUGGCUGUUUGACCAUUCUAUACCAUGCCUUGCAGUGAUGAUCCAACUUACAACAAUUCAUUUAAUGUAUUCAUUCGAGGGGAGGAGAUAAUUUCAGGAGGUCAGCGGGUCCACCUACCUAAUCGUUUGGCAAAACGUGCAGAAGCCUGUGGGAUAGAUGUCAAAACAAUAUCAACAUAUGUGGAUUCCUUCCGGUAUUUUCAAAAUUGACCAUUUUGCUCUUCACAUUUUUUUCCCUUUCGUAAUUGCUCUUGUUUUUGCAAGAAGUUUGGCCCCUGCAUCGGCCUGUCUUGUGAAUACACUAUUCGUGGGUAUGUCUUUGUGACCUCUCAUUGUGCUUGCUAAUCAAACCACUUGU
This is a messenger RNA of Rhododendron vialii, 889 nucleotides long. Its product is annotated as aspartate--tRNA ligase 2, cytoplasmic-like. The annotation marks the transcript as partial. Gene Ontology annotation, molecular function: aspartate-tRNA ligase activity; ATP binding; RNA binding. The record is from RefSeq and is a predicted model, not a curated record. NCBI's taxonomy places the organism in Eukaryota, Viridiplantae, Streptophyta, Magnoliopsida, Ericales, Ericaceae. Gene Ontology annotation, biological process: aspartyl-tRNA aminoacylation. The transcript is spliced from 6 exons. Gene Ontology annotation, cellular component: cytoplasm; cytosol; aminoacyl-tRNA synthetase multienzyme complex.